AUGUCAACAGUCUUCUUCAUCACGGGCGCGGGAAGCGGCAUCGGACGCGUCUUAGCACGGGAGCUCCUUCUCAAGGGCUACCGGGUAUUCCUGACCGAUUACAACAAUGCUUUCCUCGAAGAUACUUGCGUCGCACAUCUCCCUUCUGUGGUUUCCUGUGACAAGCAUGUGAAUUUUCAGUGGGUGCAGAUGAAUGUCUGUGAUGCCGAGCAAAUCACCAAGGCAAUUGCACAGUGUGUUCAGGCUUUUGGGAGUAUCGAUGUCCUAAGUCAAUACAUGCGCGCAGGUGUCAGAAUGGAUCAAGUCCCGACAUCCGAUUUUGAGAAAAUUAUUUCAGUUAACCUGAUCGGCACAUACCGUGUUUCCCAGGCGGCAAUCCCCUAUCUUGAGCAAUCCCCUGGCGGCGGCGUCAUUGUCAACAUGUCCAGCUGCCGGGCGACCCAGCAGAGCAAGCACGGAGAAGCCUAUGCGGCUUCCAAGGCUGGUAUCGAAGGUCUCAGCAUGUCCAUGGCCGUGAGUUUAGGGCCAAAGAUAAGAGUGCAUGUGGUGAGCCCGGGGAUGGUGGAUGUACGAUGCGAGCGGAAUGAGAGCCUGCUGCCGGACGUGCAGACACUUCGAGCUGAUUUGAAUCGAGAUUUUCAAAGUGAGUAUGCGCCAGCUUGGGGGGCAGGGAAAAGUGACGCCCUGAGCGAGGCUCACCCAGUGGGCAGAAUUGGAAGAGGGGAAGAUAUCGCAAGGUGGGUAGAAUUUCUGGGUGUUUUGGAGGGUGGUUUCACGACAGGUGGGACCUACUUAGUGGAUGGGGGCUACUCAAAAGUGCUGUCGUACCCUAGCUAG
Messenger RNA from Penicillium daleae, 837 nucleotides. RefSeq names its product SDR family NAD(P)-dependent oxidoreductase. Gene Ontology annotation, molecular function: oxidoreductase activity. Lineage: Eukaryota; Fungi; Ascomycota; Eurotiomycetes; Eurotiales; Aspergillaceae. The transcript is spliced from 4 exons. The coding region runs from base 1 to 837 and encodes 278 amino acids. The record is from RefSeq and is a predicted model, not a curated record.